GAAUGAAGAAGCCAGCAACACCGUAGAUCUAUCAUCAGAUGAUUUUGCAAACAUGAAGGAGCUUGUCGAGUUUCCUUUGGAACCAGAAAAUGAGAAAGUGCUCGGCAUUUUGGGUGACACUUGUAAAUCUGAGCCCCUUAAAGAAGAGACUUCCGAAGCGGAGCGGGCGCAGGAAACGAAUAAUUCAUGGCCGGGCAAACAGGAAGCCGAGGAGGAGGAGGAGGAAGAAGAAGAAAAAGAAGAAGAAGCAGAAGGAGGAGGAGAAGACAUGCUGGCCGCCGCCUCUUCCAUCCAGUCGGACAAAGACCUUGUAGAUACGGACAGCCAGUCAGGCCCAGCGGCGGCCAAGAGCCAAGAGGACGAAGCCAAGCUCUUAGUGGUAGCGAAAGGGGAGCCCAGCGAGCAGACAGUUGAGGAAGCCAAACCGGACUCGGACUCUUUAGCGGUAGAGAGCAGGAGUGGAGGUGGAGGUGGAGGAGGUGAUGGUGAUGAUGAUGAUAGUAGCAGAGAAGCUCAAACUCUGGAAGCCAGUAGUGAGGCAACCGCGGAAUCGGACACAGGUCCCCAAGUGGUUAGUCCAGAGGCCGAGAAGAUGGAAGUGAAGGCUAAUGUUGAGGAGGAGCCCUCUGCCACUAGAGAGCCCUCUGCCCAAGAGGGUGGUGAUCAGAACACGAGCUCAAAUGAGGAGGCGGAGGCUAAAAGUGCUUCGAAAGACGAGAAGGGUCGCUCCUCUGCUAGCUCUGGCAGAAAUCUGUGGGUCAGUGGCCUUUCCUCUUCGACCAGAGCAACUGAUCUGAAGAACCUGUUUAGCAAAUACGGCAAGGUGGUAGGUGCUAAAGUAGUCACGAACGCCCGCAGCCCCGGGGCCCGCUGUUACGGCUUCGUCACCAUGUCAUCGUCUGAGGAAGCCACCAAAUGCAUCAGCCACCUCCAUAGGACAGAACUGCACGGGAAGAUGAUUUCGGUGGAAAAAAGCACCAAAAGCCACGACCGCAAGUCGGAGAGCAAAGAGAAGCAAGACAUUCUGUCGUUCGAUAAAAUCAAGGAGCAGCGCGAGCGGGAGCGCCAGAGGCAACGCGAACGGGAGAUCCGAGAGACGGAACGGAGGAGGGAACGGGAGCGGAGGGAGCGGGACCAGCACUCGCAGGAGACCCAGGAGUCGGACGAAAGGCAGCGGCUGCAAAAGGAGCGGGAACGGCUGCACUUCCAGAAGCAACGGCUGGAGCGGGAGCGGAUGGAGCGGGAGCGGCUGGAGCGGGAGCGGAUGCGCAUCGAGCAGGAGCGGCGGAGGGAGCAGGAGCGCAUCUACCGGGAGCGGGAGGAGUUACGGCGGCAGCAGGAGCAGCUGCGCUACGAGCAGGACCGUCGUUCGGCCUUGCGGAGGCCCUACAACGACGGACGCCGUGACGAUGGCUACUGGCCAGAGCCAAAGCGGAUGGCCAUGGACGACCGAUACCAUUCGGACUUCAGCCGGCAGGAUCGCUUCCACGGCUUCGAUCACAGAGAUCGUGGCCGCUACCAAGACCACUUCGGGGACAGGAGAGAAAGUUCAAGGAUGGUGCCAGACCGAGACGGACAGCAUCAUCCCGACGAGAGUCGCCAUUCGCGGGACGGCUGGGCGGGUUACGGGUCAGAGCGGAGGCUGAGCCGAGGUCGAGGUUUACCUCCCCCAUCCCGGCGUGGAGAAUUUGCACAAGGCGGAUCGCAGCACUCGGUCGCGCAAGUCCCCAACAUGCCAGGCGGUUUUGCAAGCCAGGAUAGAACAAGCCGGCCGACUGACCCGCGUUUCGCUCACCGUUAUUGAAGAUUUUCCUUUUCCCACACGACUCCGUGGCAAGCAGACUCUGUGGAAUUUUUGCUCCCCUGGUUAUGGCCUUGGAACUGUUGUUUGCUGAAACAGACGCCCACCACAGUAGCUUGCAGAUGAUGUGAACUCAAUUGUGUUUUGUGUCUG
Protobothrops mucrosquamatus (brown spotted pit viper) is the source of this 1954-nucleotide messenger RNA. RefSeq names its product scaffold attachment factor B1. Lineage: Eukaryota; Metazoa; Chordata; Lepidosauria; Squamata; Viperidae. Gene Ontology annotation, molecular function: sequence-specific DNA binding; RNA binding. Gene Ontology annotation, biological process: regulation of mRNA processing; regulation of transcription by RNA polymerase II. Bases 53 to 1804 code for a protein of 583 amino acids. The transcript is spliced from 12 exons. Gene Ontology annotation, cellular component: nucleus. The record is from RefSeq and is a predicted model, not a curated record.